AUGUUUAAACAUCAAGUGGAAACGGAGUGCGGGUCUCCAAGAUCGAGCGAUGCCGACUCACCGCGCCUGGUGGACCCAGGGAUUCAGGUGCCGUCUGUCCGCCCAGCGCCGACACCACCCACAGGUGACAGGUUCACGGUGGAAUGUCGGAUAGAUGAAGAAGAUGAUCAUGUCUAUCCGCUUCCACUGUCGGAAGACAAUCUGACGGGCAUCCACAUUCACCCGCAGGAUGAAGAAAUGGACGCGCAGGUGGGAAGAUUUCCUCCCCCAGCAGGACUCCAUCGACAGGCUCCAGAAGUGCGGCCAGCCAACCUGGAGCCCUAUUUCAGGUCCAAUGACCGGGGCUAUGAUGAUGGGAUCGAUGCCUAUAUCAUCACGGAUGAGUUCUUGAAGGAGAAUUUGCCGCCCCUGCUGGAGAAUGAGCUGGAGUUUUACAUCCAGGAUUGCCGCAAGUACAGGUGCGGGGAUUCUGUGAGAUCUGACCCCAAAACCGUGGGCAACUUUCGUUUCAGGUUAUUGAUCUUCCCAGGCGGCACCCAAUCCACGAAUGGGGCGCAGGUUUCCGCCUUCGUGGAAGCUCAUCCCUUGGAUGGGCUAGAUCCCAGGUGGUGCUUCCAUGGCGUGAAAUAUCAAAUCACCUUGGUGAAUUGGCUCAACUACAGCCAGAGCGUGACAAAGAAUGACACGUGGUCCUUCUCUAGAGACGGAAUCGAUCGCGGGUGGCACGAGAUGGUGCGAACGGCCGAGCUGACGCAAGACACCGGCUGGCUUGGGCCACAAAACACCUUGUACUUUCGUGCUUCAUGCUACGUGCGUUCCGCUGACCAACUGAAUCUGACCAACGAGUACAACUGCAAGAAGGAGACUGGCUACACGGGUUUGAAGAACCAUGGAGCUACCUGCUACAUGAACGGCUUGCUUCAGAGCUUGUUCCACUUGGGUGACUUCCGACGGAUUGUGUACGCGAUCGAGGGUGAAGAGGAUCAGGAUGACGGCGAUGAGACCAAGUCGCCGCAACUGAUCCAGGCCCUACAGAAUGUGUUCUACAAGCUCCAAACUUCUGACCAGGCUGUGAAUUGCAGAGAAUUGAUGAAGUCCUUCGGGUGGGACACCACCGAUGCCUUCACGCAGCAUGAUGCGCAGGAACUCAAUCGGAUUCUCUGCGACAGAGUGGAGGAGCGUAUGAAGGGCACCCCUUCGGACGGGUCCAUCAAGAGACUGUUUGAAGGUGAGAUGGAAAAUUACAUCGAGUGCAUUGAUGUGGACUAUUCGUCCAGGAGGAACGAAACCUUCUAUGAUGUUCAGCUGAACAUCAAGAGCGAAAGAGGUCAGGAGAUGCAAAACAUCUACGAAUCGCUGCACGAUUUCACCUCGGAGGAGACCUUGGAGGGUGACAAUGCCUACGAAGCGGAAGGGCAUGGAAAGCAGCGCGCGAAGAAGGGGAUCCGCUUCCUGAGGUUUCCUCCCCUGCUGAAUUUGCAGUUGAAGCGUUUUCACUUUGACCUCGAAAAGAUGGACAUGGUGAAGCUGAACUCGCGGUUCGAAUUUCCCCGGAAAUUGGAUCUGAGCCCCUUCGCUCCGGAUGCAGGCAAGUAUGAUCUUUUUGCUGUGGUGGUCCACAACGGUGACGUGAACAGUGGGCACUACUAUGCUCACAUUCAGCCCGACCCGGACAGAGGGUGGUUUAAGUUUGAUGAUGAGACGGUCACGCCUUGCAGUGAAUAUGCUGCGAUUGAGGACAACUAUGGAGGCAGCGAUUUGCCAGUCUGGAACUACUUCGAUCGCAGCCCCACAGAGCUGCGCAACGGCCACGCCCAGCCGCGCAGCACGCCCUCGCGCAGCCACAACGCGUACAUGCUGAUGUACAUCCGGGAGGAUGCGCGAAGCGAAAUUUUGAGGCAGCCUGAUCCAAAGGAGGUCAAUCCCAGGAUGGUGGAUCGCUGUGAUCGAGACGUCAGAUUGGCCGAGCAAAGGCGCCGAGAAAAGGUGGAACAACAAACGAAGAUCAAGAUCAAACUGGUGCACGAGCGACACCUCACCACCAUGACUGGCUUCUGGGAUCACGGCCUUAUUCCGUUCGAGAAGGUCUACAAAAUGGGCCGCGAACAGCUGCUCAGGGACUUUGUGGAAGAACUCAGCGUGGAGUAUGAUGUGGAUAUGUAUCGGACAUCGCCGAGGCAGAUCCGAUUCGGACACAUGCAGCCCAACAGCCUCUUCAAGCUGGGAGCCCAGAACCACAUCCCGCAGUACGGCGGUGCGCCGCACUUCGAUCUCUCGGAUCCGAGCCUGACGGUGCUGAUGGUCCUGUCGAGGGGCUACAGCAUCCAGACCUUGCGCUGGGACCGCGAGGAUCCGGUGGAUCUGUACGGCAGCCACAAGAUAGGUUGA
Messenger RNA from Cladocopium goreaui, 2388 nucleotides. NCBI's taxonomy places the organism in Eukaryota, Dinophyceae, Suessiales, Symbiodiniaceae. The record is from the annotation of a GenBank genome assembly.